Colletotrichum siamense is the source of this 3702-nucleotide messenger RNA. It is a transcript of the gene ekc1, whose product is annotated as Extragenic suppressor of kinetochore protein 1. NCBI's taxonomy places the organism in Eukaryota, Fungi, Ascomycota, Sordariomycetes, Glomerellales, Glomerellaceae. Gene Ontology annotation, molecular function: protein phosphatase regulator activity; protein phosphatase binding. The transcript has 4 exons. The coding region runs from base 1 to 3702 and encodes 1233 amino acids. Gene Ontology annotation, cellular component: nucleus; cytosol. The record is from RefSeq and is a predicted model, not a curated record.
AUGUUCUGGCGAUUUGGCGGCUACGCCAAUAUCUCCACCAUCGAUACCAUCCUCGAGAAGCCCGACUUCACCGUCGAAGACCUGCUCGACGAGAGCGAUCUCAUCCAGGAGCUUAAGCAGCACAACACAAAGCUUAUCGAAUACCUCCGAGAGGACAACGUCCUCAAGACCCUGCUCGAAUAUGUCGUUGCCCCGAAACUAGAGCCCGUCGCCACCCCGGCCGACACGGAAGAACCCAAAGAAGCCCCCGCCGACGAGUCCAAAGGCAAGGGCCGCCUGCUCCCCUUCUCAAGACCCCGCGCGUCCUCGCGCGCCACAGACACCGACAAUGAAGAAGAAGAGCAAGAGAAGAAGCGCAAUCGCUAUGCCUACGUCGCUGCCGAGGUGCUCUCCUCCGACACCUGGUCCAUCUACGAGGCCUUGAUGGAAAACCAGCCCUUGAUUCGCGAGUUUUGGCAAUUCUUGAAGCGCCCUACCCCGCUGGACCCUCUCCAGGCCAGCUAUUUCACAAAGGUCAACGAGGCCCUGUUCGACAAGAAGACGGAAGAAAUGGUCAUUUUGCUCAAGGCCCUUCCGGAUGCCGUGUCAGAUCUGCUGCGCCACGUUGAAUGCCCCAUGAUUAUGGACCUACUGUUGAAGAUUAUUGCUCUGGAUCGCACCGAAGGCGGCCAGGGUGUUGUCGAGUGGCUGUACUCCCAGGACGUCGUGCCUACUCUGCUUACCUGCCUCAGCCCCGAACACAGCUGGGUUGUCCAGACGGCGGCCGGCGAUUUCAUCAAGGCAAUCAUCACCAUUUCCGCCAAUGCGUCACAAAACGAGCAGCAGUGCAUCGGCCCCAACGAGCUUACGCGGCAGCUGGUGUCGCAGCCUUGCGUCGAGCAACUCAUAAAGUACAUGCUAGGAGGCGGAAACCCGUUGACGGUUGGUGUGGGCAUCGUCAUUGAGGUGAUCCGCAAGAACAACUCGGAUUACGACCCCGAUGUCGGCACCGAAUCCAGCUCCAUGCCUUCGAGCAGAGAUCCCAUCUACCUGGGAACUCUCCUGCGCCUGUUUGCGCAACACGUUCCCGACUUUGUCAACCUGAUCAUGAACGCACCCGCUCACAGGGAUCGCUUGGAAUCCACCUUUGGCGAGAAGAUAGAGCCUCUCGGCUUCGACCGAUUCAAGACCUGCGAGUUGAUGGCCGAGUUGCUGCACUGCAGUAACAUGGGCUUGCUCAAUGAGGUUGGUUCCGAGGACGUUAUUGCGAUCCGGGACGCCGAGCGUCAGCGACUGAGGACGGAAGGCAAGCUCUCCCCUAACCGGGGCGAGGAGGCCCAGUCCACCGACGACCUGACCAUGCGCAUCGGCCACUCAUCUCCCGAGGAGGGUCGCAGACUGGAAGUGACCAACAUCUCAGACGACGACGGCUUCGAGGAGGUCGAGCCCAGCCGCGAAAUGAACGAGGAUACUUCUCACGAAUUCGUCAAGGCCGAGGAGGAGAUUCCUGUUGCUGCUCCGGCAUCAUCCUUCUUGGACAGAGACGAAGACGAUUUCGUGGACGAACCCCUGAGCUCACCUAGACUCAACGUGGCAGACGACAAGAUUAAGGAGCAGAGAUUCGAUGACCCCGACCUGGUUGUUGCGCCGCUCUCACCUAGCAAGAACAAGGCACCUCUCGGAGAGGAGAGCCCUGCUGCCACGGAAACCAAGACCGAGGAAGAGAAGCCGACGGAGACCGAAGUCAAGGCUGAGGCACCUGCCGCCGAGGAGCAAAAGCCAGUGGAGACCAAGGACGAGCCCAAGGAGGACGUUUCGGAAAAGACUGCAGAAGACGUGACGAUCUCCAAGGUUGGAGAAAUGUCAUUGGAUGAGAAGGCCAACCAAAGCGCUGUCUCGGAAGAUUCUAGCCAGAAGGGUGACGAGUCUGACUCUUCUGUCGUCUACACCCCCAGCGCGACCGAGUCGGAGGCCAAGACCGAGCCGGCUGAGACUGCGCCGGCCGCACCCGAACCCCCGAUCUCUCCUCGACCGGAAGACAUGCCUGCGCCGCUCUUUGCCAAGUCCUCUCCGGCCAAGGCGGAGGAGAAGGAGGCCGAGUCAGAAGCUGCGCCCGCCCCGGAAGUCCCAAUGGCUCCUCCGGCCCCAGAGGUACCCGCAGCGCCAGCACCCCCUGGAGCGGACUCAGACCAGCCGCCUGCCGUCCCUGAGCGGCCCGACCCCAGCACUGUGAAGCCGGUAGUUGGCGACUACCUUAAGCAGCAAUUUGUAGAGUAUCGCGUUGUGCCCACCAUUCUAUCAUUUUUCUUCGCCUACCCGUGGAACAACUUUCUCCACAACGUGGUAUAUGAUAUCGUUCAACAGGUCUUCAAUGGCCCGAUGGACAGGGGCUUCAACCCUACGCUGGCCGUAUCAUUAUUCGAGGCCGCAGACAUCACUUCUGCCAUAAUCCAAGGCCAGCUCGCUAGCGACGAGUCCCAGGCCAAGAUCAAGACCCGCAUGGGCUACAUGGGUCACCUGACUCUGAUCGCUGAAGAGGUGGUCAAGUUUACGGAACGACACCCUCCUGAGCUGCUGUCGGAGACGGUUCUCGAGCGGGUGAUGGACCCUAGAUGGAUCAACUACGUGGAGGGAGCCCUCGCGGAGACCAGAGAGCGUGAUAACGCCAUUCUUGGUGGUGUCCGACCAGAGGUGGCCCUUGGCAACCGCGCCGGCAUGUCUGGCAACGGACUGGCCGCAGUUGGGCUUUCUGGCCUCGCCUCAUCCUUCUCCAACUCUGGAGGAAACACCGGGUCAAGCGCCCUGGCCGAUGCCGGACUCAACGGCAACAUGGACCUGCAGGAGAACAGCGGCAACGGAAUCGGACCCUUUGCCAUUAGCUCGGGUACUCUCAUGUCCGGUUUCGGCAGCUCUAGCGACGAGGAAGACGAAGGUGAAGAAGAGAACGAGGACGACGUCAACAAUGAGUUCCGGGCUUAUACCGACCCAUUGAACAACUCAUCAUCAUCUCUUAACCCGCCUUCCAUCCCGCCUCCGCCGCCUCCUCCGCCGCCGCUGAACAUUCCUCCUUCCAGAGCCCGCCUCCAGCUGGCAGCCCGGCUCGCCAUGCACCAGAAGAACAAUGCCGCUGCAACGGCCUCUCGCGAGGACGGCGACGAGGACGCCAAGGACGACAAGGGGGAGGAUGAAGGGGAACGACUCAAGAAUCCGUUCGCGGACGACGAGGAAGAUGAAGAUGCCGACAGCGAUGAUGACGAUAACGACGGCAAUCACGGCUCUGGAGCAGCUGGGGCGGUGACUGGCGCGUGGGGUGCGUCAGGCCGGGGAUCGUGGUGGCGCGGGGUAUCGCGACGGGGCGGCAAUCAACGAUUUGAUGGGCAAGACGACUCGGACGACGAGGUGGACGACGACGAUGAGGAGUUUGGGGACUUCGCCAUGCCUGAAGUUGACCCGGCGCCGGGAUCCGACGGGGACGAUAACGUGAUCCUGAAGCCUCUUGCGGUGCACCCGCCUGGGUCUGGAGGCAAGGCGUUUGGGAGCCUGUGGCCGUUUGGCAGCGCCAAGGACGGCAAGGACGAGAAGAGCGAGAAGGAAGGCGAGGAGACGGUGGCGGGAGAGGAUGAGAAGCCUGUGCAGGCGGCCGUGGAGGCGGCGCGGCGAACGAGCAUUGAGGAGGCGGAUGACGAUGAGGAGGUUGUCGUGCAGAAGCCGUCGAGCCUGUGA